Messenger RNA from Xenopus tropicalis (tropical clawed frog), 1447 nucleotides. RefSeq names its product beta-1,4-galactosyltransferase galt-1-like. NCBI's taxonomy places the organism in Eukaryota, Metazoa, Chordata, Amphibia, Anura, Pipidae. The transcript has a single exon. The coding region runs from base 52 to 1407 and encodes 451 amino acids. The record is from RefSeq and is a predicted model, not a curated record. Gene Ontology annotation, molecular function: glycosyltransferase activity. Gene Ontology annotation, cellular component: membrane.
CCCCCGGCACGAGAUAAAAAGGUCAAAAAAAUAAAUUCCAAAGCGGAAGAAAUGAGAAAAAUAUGCUUCACCGGAUGUCUGUUAGUGAUGAUCACCCUUACCUCGGUAUAUUAUCACCGAAUGGUGGCGUCCAAAUGGAAUAUAGAAUACAAGGAAAUAAAGAGAGCAGAAAAGAAUAUUACCCCGCUGGGUGACAAUAAGACCUUUAUUAUACACGCGUAUUACGACGACAGGGUUGGGAAGAAUAUCCGCACCAUUGCCAUCGUGCACCAUAGUAAUACAGCGGGGUUCUACUGUUUGUUCUACUGCAAUACGUCCCUGGAUGGAAACGCCGUCCCGGCCUACGUCAACCUUCACUCCGACAGGUUUGGCUUCCCCUACGUCACCGCCGAUAUCGUCUGCGCGGAACCAAACGCCUGCGCCUCGUCCCACGUCUCUUUUUUCAAGAACGACUAUCCGAAGGACGAUAACCUCCCGGCGUUCCAGAUCAAAAACCGCGACAGCCAGCCGAUAACGUCUGAUUUCACCGUCUGCAUGUCCACCAUGUUCGGGAAUUACAGCAACGCGCUGCAGUUCAUCCAGUCCAUUGAGAUGUACAAGAUUAUGGGGGUUCAGAGGGUGACCAUCUACAAAAACAGCGCCAGCGCUCUGAUGGAGAAGGCGCUGCAGUAUUACGCCGCCGAGGGGAUCGUCGAUAUCGUGGAGUGGCCGAUUGACGCCUACUUAAGCGUAUCCACAAAGUGGCACUAUACCAUGGAGCCUAAAGAUAUUGGUUAUUACGGACAAAUAGCGGCGCUCAACGACUGCGUUUACCGCAAUAUGUACCGCAGCAAGUUUGUGGCGCUGAUAGACACGGAUGAGGUUAUCCUGCCAGUUAAAUACAAAGACUGGACGGCAAUGAUGGCGGCUCUGGAAGCAGAUAAUCCCAACGCCGGGGUGUUCCUCUUCGAAAACCAUAUCUUUCCAAAGACGGUGCUCGAUUCCGACUUUGAGGCAAAGGAUUGGGAGUCGGUACCGGGCAUUAACAUACUGCAGCACCUUUACUGGGAGCCGUCGAGGAGAUUUAUCUUUAACAACCGCAAAAUGAUCGUCAAACCGAGGACGGUCAUUCAGACUUCGGUCCAUUCGGUACUCAUGGCCAACGCUCGGAGUGUGCAUGUUAGUCCAGACAAAGCGUUCCUAUAUCACUGUAGAGAACCCGAGCAGCCCUGGCUAAAGAAGAGUCAGCUUAUACGCGACACAACGCUGCUGAACUACUGUACGGACUUGGUUGAGAACGUUGACCAAGUCAUUCAAAUGGUAACUUCACGUAAGAAAAAGUCAAGUGGCUUUUCCGCAAGACCUGGCAUUGGGACAGCAGGGAAGUAUGUCCGGAAAGCAAGGCAAUUGGGAAAAUGCACUCUUUAGGGCAGUGAUCCCCAACCAGAGGCUCGGGGGGGGGGGGGGC